Messenger RNA from Nymphalis io (European peacock), 769 nucleotides. RefSeq lists its product as uncharacterized. Lineage: Eukaryota; Metazoa; Arthropoda; Insecta; Lepidoptera; Nymphalidae. The record is from RefSeq and is a predicted model, not a curated record. The transcript has 4 exons. Bases 154 to 690 code for a protein of 178 amino acids.
UACUAAUUACAGCAGGGAUUACAUAUUGACGAUAACCGUUUCACUAUUACCUGGUUUAUUUUGCAAAUAACUCAGUUUCUAAAACAAUCAAUCAUUUUAUCAUAAGUUCUUGAACUUCAAAUCGUUGAACACAGAUAUUAUUUUUUUCUAAAGAUGAUUUUCUUUGUAUUAGAAUUCCUCAUUCUUUUAUUUAGUUUCAAUUUGCCGAUUAUUGAAAUGAAUUCUGAAGAAACUACGGUAGAAACUAUAAUUGUAGAAACAACAACUCAAUAUGUUCCAAUCAUAACAGAUAUACCACAAUCGGACAUUGAACUUGCCAUGAACCACGAUUACGGUCGCUACACCACGAUGGCCUUCAACUACAUAAAUAGUCAAUACGAUAACCUGCAGAAUAAUGAAAAUUGCUUUGAUGAAUAUACCAAGUGCCUUAUAACACAAAGUAUAAGUACACCUGUAUGUGCUGUAAAUCAUCCUAAUUAUCCUAGAAAUAGACCAAGAGGAUUUAAAACCUUCAACUCAUACUGCGAUGCAUAUUUCGAUAAUUGUUUAAAAACGAUCAGAUAUUGGCGAAUAUUAGACACCGGAAUAUGCAAUUUUUCAAUACCUGACAGAUUAUUUGAUAUUACACCGUUCCGUAAAUAUCUCGGAUAUCAACCGCAGAGAUAUAUUUUAAAACAGUUAUACGAUUAAUAAUUAAGUAUGCAAUUACUGUUAUUUCAUCAUAUAGUUAUGUAUAAACAUUAAAAUAAAAAGAGUAUUUCAGCAAAUA